Molecule: messenger RNA, 1248 nt
Organism: Aureobasidium musti
Lineage: Eukaryota; Fungi; Ascomycota; Dothideomycetes; Dothideales; Saccotheciaceae
Source: the annotation of a GenBank genome assembly
UCGUACCUCAUCGUCGGAGCCGGCGUUUUCGGCGUUUCCACCGCUUACCAUCUGAUCAAGAAAUACCCCAACGCAGACAUCACCAUUGUCGACCGCGAUGCCUUCGACCAAGACACACGUGUAGCCGCUUCGUGGGACUGGAACAAGGUCGUCCGCGCCGACUACGAUGACAUUGUAUAUUGCAAGAUGGCCAUCGAGGCACAAGACAUGUUCAAGACAGACAAUCUGUGGAAGCCCUACUUCUACCAGACCGGCAUCUACUGGAUGUGCCGUAGCGACUACGCUCAGGAAGUCGUCGACAACUACAAGAAGCUGGGCAGAGCUGCCGACCUCAAGGCCGUGCCCAUCGACGAGGCACGCAAGAUGUACGGCGGUUUGUUCGAAGACGCCGACUACAGCGGCGUCAAGGAGGUUCUUGUCAACAAGACCAGUGGCUGGGCCACUGCCGGCGAAUGUCUGAUUGGCAUUACUCGUGAAGCUCUCAGACUUGGUGUCAAGUACAAGCAGGCUGAGGUUGCUUCAUUGCUCCUCGACAAUGGCCGCUGUACCGGCAUCAAGACUGCAGCUGGCGAGACUUUGACUGCCAAACACACUCUUCUCUGUACAGGCGCAUACACACCAAAGCUGCUCGAGUACUGUGCCCAGGCCAGUGGUAACAACGACCUUUGCGCUGGUGACAGAAUUGUCGCUGGUGGUAUCACCACUGGUAUGACAAGACUCGACGAGGACUCAUACCGCAGAUUUGCAUCCAUGCCCGUGGGUGUCCAAGGCUACACUGCUGAAACUGACAGAGAGCUCAAGUGGUGGGGCCAGAAGAUCUUCAAGAACGACACAGAAGUCCUGCCUGGACGUACCGUAUCCGCACCCCCAGCGAAGCCCGACUACGGCCAAUGGGACGUCUCGAACAGACUGAAGGAAGACAUUCAAUACGCAAACCACGUAUUCUAUGGAAAGAAAUCUGCACACUGGAACAUGGAGAAGCACCGCAUCUGCUGCUCCGACUUUAUCAUCUCACCACACACCGCUGCCCAGGGCCUUUAUGUUGCGACAUGUGGCAACUUCCAUGGCUGGAAGUUCUUCCCUGUGCUAGGCAAGUACAUCAUCUCCAUGCUGGAGGGCACAUUGAGCCCUGAGUUGUCAGAAAAAUGGGGUUGGGACAGAGAGCGUCCCGACCCCAAGUACUUCGCCGACUGGCCAAGACACGAUAUGAAGGAUAUGUUGGAUCCCGUCAGAACUGCCAGGCUAUAA